AGACAUCUACCUAACUAUACAUACUUUAUACUGACAUGGCAAGAGACUUACGAACAGAGAGGAUCCAACAAGAAAGAAAACAGUGGAGAAAGGACCAUCCGUUUGGGUUUUACGCUAAACCCACAAAGGCAUCGGACGGUGCACUUGAUCUUCACAACUGGACUGCCGGUGUGCCCGGCAAACAAGGCACGAUUUGGGAAAACGCAACUUAUCCAUUAACCAUAUCUUUCCCUGAAGAUUAUCCGGCAAAGCCCCCAAAGGUCCGUUUUCCAAACAACUUUUAUCACCCAAACGUUUAUCCUAGUGGGACGAUAUGCUUGAGUAUAUUGAAUGAAGAGCAAGAUUGGAGGCCUGCCAUCAGUAUUAAACAGCUACUGAUGGGUAUCCAGGAGUUGUUAGAUACUCCAAACCCAAACUCACCUGCACAAGAACCUGCAUGGAGAGCGUUCCAGAAGAGCCCCGAAGAGUACGAAAAGAAGGUCAAAUCUCAAAAACUACAAUACAGUAAUAAAAACUGACAUUAUUUUGUUGAAAUGCACAAGGAUGUAUAGAAACAUAUAUGAUGAAAAAGAAGAAAAGAGAAAGCAUUUAAAAAGCAUGAGCCAAUCAUUCUGUCUUCUUAUAUUCAAUGAAUCGUUGUAAAUUAUUAAGCGUUUCUUCAGCUUGCUUUUUCAAUCUGAGGUUCAAAUUCUUAUCGAUAUUUUUGUAAAGCUUUUUGUAAUCCCCCAUCACACUAAUCAAAACCUCAUUUAAGUUUCCUCCAUGGUAAAUGGGUCUAUUGUAGGGAUAAUCGUCGUCGAACAUUUCGAAAACGGAGUUGAUGGCUAGGGUCACGGUUUCUUCUACCAAAUAAUGAUAUUUGUUGUGGAAUUUAGAAAUAUUCAGUCCGCUCUCUAACU
Pichia membranifaciens NRRL Y-2026 is the source of this 899-nucleotide messenger RNA. RefSeq lists its product as hypothetical. The transcript has a single exon. Bases 36 to 518 code for a protein of 160 amino acids. Gene Ontology annotation, cellular component: nucleus. NCBI's taxonomy places the organism in Eukaryota, Fungi, Ascomycota, Pichiomycetes, Pichiales, Pichiaceae. The record is from RefSeq and is a predicted model, not a curated record. Gene Ontology annotation, biological process: protein sumoylation. Gene Ontology annotation, molecular function: SUMO conjugating enzyme activity.